Molecule: messenger RNA, 1791 nt
Organism: Chinchilla lanigera (long-tailed chinchilla)
Lineage: Eukaryota; Metazoa; Chordata; Mammalia; Rodentia; Chinchillidae
Exons: 6
Biological process (GO): G protein-coupled receptor signaling pathway
Cellular component (GO): membrane
Molecular function (GO): RNA-DNA hybrid ribonuclease activity; nucleic acid binding; pheromone receptor activity
Source: RefSeq, a predicted model, not a curated record
AUGGCCGCCACAGAGAAAGUACCGGAAGUCCUGCCCCUUCGUGCCUCCGUGAAACGACUAAUUCUGUGUUCUCAUUGGUUUAUCCUCCGUAGCGUCUCGCGGAGCAUUCAGGGUCCCACUCUUAACACUGUCACACCGAUAUUAAGUUUCAACGUGAAUUUUGGAGUGGAUGCAAAUAUUGAAAUCCCAGCAGCGCCUAAGAAAAGACUGGGAAAACUGCACAAUGAAGAACUUGGUUGUGAGGAUUUUCCUGAGAACUUGGUUACGAGGAUUUUCUUCUUCACACAGACUGGAGUGGGAAUCUUAGGCAGUUCCUCACUUCUGUUUUAUUAUUCCUCCUCUAUAUUCACUGGAAAGAGUCUGAUUCUCAAAGACCUGAUUUUAAAGCACUUAACUUUAAGCAACUCCUUGGUGAUUGUCUCAAGAAGAAUUCCUCAGACAAUGGAAGACUUUGGGCUGAACCAUUUUCUGGAUGACACUGAAUGUAAACUUGUUCUCUAUCUUUAUUAAGUGUCUGGGAAGAUUUCCCUGUACACCACCUGCCUCCUGAGUUGCUUCCAAGUGCUCACAGUCAGCACCAGCAACAGCAGGUGGAUGAAGCUGAAACUUAGAGCCACCAAGUACAUUGGUCCCUGGUGUUCAUUCAGUUGGCUUAUGCACCUGCUUCUGAAUGUCAUGAUUCCCAUGACAGUGACUGGCCCUAGAAACAGCAAAAAUAUCAGCAGGACACUGAAAUUUUCCCAGUGCUCAGGGUAUAUUUCUAACACACUUGUAACUCCAUUAUAUGUGCUCUUGCUCAGCUUCAGCGAUGGUCAGGGUCUGGGUCUCUUGGCCUCCACAAGCACUUUUGAUACUCGGAUUUCUUCCUGGAAAGACAAUUUUGCUCAUUCUUCUGACACACAGUUCAUAGACAGUAGCUCAACAAACACAGACACUCAAAAGAGGGCAUAUGCCAUAGUCAAUGGAUCAACGGUAAUAGAAGCAGGCCCACUGUCACCUGGGACAUCCUCACAAAAUGCAGAACUCAUAGCCCUUACACAAGCACUCACAUUAGCCAAAGACAAAACCAAAAACAUCUACACAGACUCCAAGUACACUUUCAGUAUUCUCCACUUUCAUGCAGCCAUCUGGCAAGAAAGGGGACUCAUCCAUGCUCAGGGAACUCCCAUCACCAAUGCACCUCUCAUCCUCAAACUUCUAGAGGCAGCACAGUUCCCGAAACAGGUGGCAGUCAUUCAUUGCAGCGGACACCGUACUCCAUCAGAUCCCAUUGCUCAGAGUAAUGCUUUUGCUGAUACACAGGCCAAAUUAGCUGCUCCACAGCCAUAUCCUUCCCGCCAUCUUCCUGUCAGCCCCAAAGACAUGCCCUCACCCUGGUAUUCAUCAGAGCAGUUGCAGUUACUCCACAAACCUGACUAUCACCAAAACACUCAGGGAUGGAUCUUCCAAGGGCCAAAACUCCUUCUUCCAGACCAACAAGCACGAACAGUUAUCACUGACCUACACAACUUCCAUAACCAGAUUAACAGCCUUGCAGCAGUUACCCUGCAAAACUGCCACACUCUUGAUGUCCUGAUGAUAGCCAGAAAGGGGGGCGCCAGUGCUAUGCUGGGAGAAGAACGCUGUCACUUCGUAAAUGAAUCAGCGAUCAUCAUGGACAAGGUAAAAACAGAAGGCCAUCACUGGGACCCUCUUGUCUUUACCUGGUCUUCAUGCCCCUCGGCCUGGGCCAUGCUGGCUAUGAGCACUGCAACUCUGCCAAUGCAACAGAGAUAUGGCUCUCAUCUGUGA